This is a messenger RNA of Pelobates fuscus (common spadefoot toad), 1237 nucleotides long. RefSeq names its product tRNA-yW synthesizing protein 3 homolog (gene TYW3). Bases 95 to 1075 code for a protein of 326 amino acids. The record is from RefSeq and is a predicted model, not a curated record. The transcript has 6 exons. NCBI's taxonomy places the organism in Eukaryota, Metazoa, Chordata, Amphibia, Anura, Pelobatidae.
AUGGCUGCGCCCAUGGGCAGGUGGAACACAUGAACUCAGAGCCAUAACGAUCCGUGUGCGAUCGGUCUUUAAUUUUCUAUCGUAUCGCUCGUGGAUGGACUCACACACUACCUCUGCACCACGGGGGUCGGCCCCCGAAAACCACUCCUCCAUGGAGACCCCAGGGGCCCCUGAGGACCACUCCCCCGGGGCCCCUGGUAACUCCUACUCCAUGGAGACCCCGGGGGCCCCUGAUGAACACUCCCCCGGGGCCCCUGGUUACCCCUACUCCAUGGAGACCCCGGGGGCCCCUGAUAUCCCAUCCUCCAUGGAGACCCCCGGGGACUCGGGGGAUCCGUUCUCACGGUGGAAGUUGCUGGCCUUACGCAAGGUGGAUGUUAGUAAGAAAGGAAGCGUGGAUCCAGAUAUCGCAGACACCGUGCGAUUCAUCAACCUGCGAGAUUCUUACUUUACCACCAGCUCAUGCUCGGGCAGAAUUAUCCUGCUGGACGAGAACCCUGAUAUUUCUACAAUACAGAAAAAGAACUGUUCCUGGCUGUUUGUAACCCAUCAACUCUGUAAGACUGAAGAUGUGGUGGAAGGUCUUCAGAAGGCUGUCGGCAAUGCCGUUCUGAAGUUUGAACCGUUUGUUCUUCACGUCCAGUGUCGUUCGUUGGAAGAUGCACAGCUCCUACACAGUGUGUCAAUAAAUUCUGGAUUUAGAAAUUCUGGAAUCACUGUUGGCAAGAAAGGCAGGAUUAUUAUGGCUGUCCGAAGCACCCAUUGUUUGGAAGUCCCACUGUGCUUUAAAGGGAAGUGUUUGGUUAGUAAUGAAUAUAUUACACAUGUUGUCCAAACUGCAAAUCAAAAGAUGGAAGAAAAUUUUCGUAGAAUUGCAAGGUUUCACAGUAGCCUUGUACAUGCAUUACAAAAUAAAGAGAAUACAAGCAACUGCGAGAUGCCACCUGCAAGCUCAGUAUACACACGCCGCAGGAGGAGGAACAAAGCAGAGAACCGCAAAUCAGACUGUUCCUCAAAUGUAGAGGAGGAAUGUGACGAUCCUGAGGAAUUGAUAACACUCUAUGAUGCCUGUUGAAAAAACACCAGGACUAAUACUUUUGACAUCCUGAAACACGUUCACUCUGCAAAAAAUAAAUGCGUAUAUAUUUACAACUAUAUAUAUAACCAAACACCUAAAUGGGACCGUGUUUAAUCCUACAAAUGUUAAUACAGCAAAACUGAAGACUGAAUUUUUAUU